Molecule: messenger RNA, 2782 nt
Organism: Cebus imitator (Panamanian white-faced capuchin)
Lineage: Eukaryota; Metazoa; Chordata; Mammalia; Primates; Cebidae
Gene: KCNJ5
Product: potassium inwardly rectifying channel subfamily J member 5
Exons: 4
Coding region: 411-1709 (432 amino acids)
Biological process (GO): potassium ion import across plasma membrane; regulation of monoatomic ion transmembrane transport
Cellular component (GO): plasma membrane
Molecular function (GO): G-protein activated inward rectifier potassium channel activity
Source: RefSeq, a predicted model, not a curated record
GCCCGCCCCCCGCCGCCAAUGCCGGUGGCCCUUCCAGUCGCGUUACUAUCCAGAGAUUCAUCCGUACCAGGGACGGAGGGAGAGAGGAGGGGAGAGGGAGGAGGGGACACACACACACACACACACACACGGGGGUGUGGGGAGAGAGAGAGACUGCCUCCAGCUGCUCUCGCUGGAGAAAGGGAGUGACCCAAGGGGCCGCGAGUGAAGGGGCAAGAUGGCUUAGGCACCUCUGCCCAAACGACCCCACGACAGGGAGAGGUUCCAGCUACAGCUCCUCCGUGGGGUCAUGGCAGGGGCUGGGGAGUCCCCCCGAAAUCCCUGAGCGCCCCUUGCACUGCCGCUAAGGGACACCUCAGAAGUUAGCCUCAGUGGGACUCGGCAGCUCCGAUCUCAACAACAUCCCAGCUAUGGCUGGCGAUUCUAGGAAUGCCAUGAACCAGGGCAUGGAGAUUGGAGUUACUCCCUGGGACCCCAAGAAGAUUCCCAAACAGGCCCGCGAUUACCUCCCCAUUGCCACAGACCGCACACGCCUGCUGGCCGAGGGCAAGAAGCCGCGCCAGCGCUACAUGGAGAAAAGCGGCAAGUGCAACGUGCACCACGGCAACGUGCAGGAGACCUACCGGUACCUGAGCGACCUUUUCACCACCCUGGUGGACCUCAAGUGGCGCUUCAACCUGCUCGUCUUCACCAUGGUUUACACUGUCACCUGGCUGUUCUUCGGCUUCAUUUGGUGGCUCAUUGCUUAUAUCCGGGGCGACCUGGACCACGUUGGCGACCGAGAGUGGAUUCCUUGCGUUGAAAACCUCAGUGGCUUCGUGUCCGCUUUCCUGUUCUCCAUUGAGACCGAAACGACCAUUGGGUACGGCUUCCGAGUCAUCACUGAGAAGUGCCCAGAGGGGAUCAUACUCCUGUUGGUUCAGGCCAUCCUGGGCUCCAUCGUCAAUGCCUUCAUGGUGGGGUGCAUGUUUGUCAAGAUCAGCCAGCCCAAGAAGAGAGCGGAGACCCUCAUGUUUUCCAACAACGCGGUCAUCUCCAUGCGGGACGAGAAGCUGUGCCUCAUGUUCCGGGUGGGUGACCUCCGCAACUCCCACAUAGUGGAGGCCUCCAUCCGCGCCAAGCUCAUCAAGUCCCGGCAGACCAAAGAGGGGGAGUUCAUCCCCCUGAACCAGACCGACAUCAACGUGGGCUUCGACACGGGCGACGACCGCCUCUUCCUGGUGUCUCCCCUCAUCAUCUCCCAUGAGAUCAACGAGAAGAGCCCUUUCUGGGAGAUGUCUCAGGCUCAGCUGCAUCAGGAGGAGUUCGAAGUCGUGGUCAUUCUAGAAGGGAUGGUGGAAGCCACAGGGAUGACCUGCCAAGCCAGGAGCUCCUACAUGGAUACAGAGGUGCUCUGGGGCCACCGAUUCACACCAGUCCUCACCUUGGAAAAGGGUUUCUAUGAGGUGGACUACAACACCUUCCACGACACCUAUGAGACCAACACACCCAGCUGCUGUGCCAAGGAGCUGGCCGAAAUGAAGCGGGAAGGCCGGCUCCUCCAGUACCUCCCCAGCCCCCCACUGCUGGGGGGCUGUGCUGAGGCAGGGGUGGAUGCAGGGGCUGAGCAGAAUGAGGAAGAUGAGCCCAAGAGGCUGGGCUUCAUCAAUCUUCUUAUGAAAAAGAGUACCACUGCAGCAGUAAAAAUUCACUCAAUAAAAUGGACUUGACCUUGCAGAACUCCUUCUCAUUUUAAACAGACGGCCACCAGUUUCCCGUUUAGACUCAUUGCCAGUUUUAGAAACCUUGUUUUUCUUGGUUUUGUUAGCCUAAAAAUGUAGUAUCAACAUCUAGACUGGUUUCAAGGUGGAAGAAUGGGCAAAGGUGGGGUGGAGACGGCCGGACGGGGGCAGCUGCACCAGGUGUUUGGAGGUAGAGUUGGUGACAGAUGUGGGGGGUGCGGGCAGUGUGGCUUCUCACAUUAAGUCAUUCGUUCCAGCCCCAAAUACCUUGUGUACAUUCUUUAAUGUCAAAUACUCAGAACCCACAUUACCUACAUAAUGAGUAACUUUAAAAAUAUCUACUUUAGGGGGCUACUGGACUAGCAUUCUGCUUUCGGGGCAUAAAUUUGCAAAACGAUUGCUCUUGCUGAACAGUAGGGAGGGGGCAGAGGAGGCUGUGAUACCUCAUGGUGGCGAAGGAUCUCAGGAUCUUUCAAGAGAAGUCCCAAAGUUUCCGUUGAAAAUGUCCUUAGCAGUAGAGGAUGUGAUAUUGGCUUCUCUUCUGCUCUGGUCACCCAGUGGUAAUAUUGAAGAGCUAAAAUUUACUGAAAAUCCCUCAUGGACACCAUCCUGAAAGGAUAAGGGGGAUCACCAGGGCUCUGGUUCAAAAUGAGAGGCAGUGUUUUCAGUUGGGAAAGGCAGCACAGCCCUGAUGUGUGUGGCGGUGUUUCCCUUGCCCCAUGGCCCACCCACGGUAAUCGGGCAUCGGUGAAUCUGUGCUUGGAACUUGGGCCAAAAGCACAUGCUGAGCCUCAGACUCAGCCAUGAACAAGAGUAUCUGGUGACACUGAGGGUGAAUUGCCUUCACGGUGGGAAAGACCCACACAAAGGCAAGAUAGGAGCUCUGGGGAUGGCCCUUGCCUGGGGAUGGGUACAUUUACUUACUGUUCAGUGUCAGAAUGGAGACAUGAGUUCAGGGGAAACGGUGAAUCUGUGAAUUUGCACAUUUGCCAGUCAAGCUCAGAUUGCAAUUUGAGGAAGGAGAACUAGACACACAAUCUAAUAAAAGCAACAAUCUGAAU